Messenger RNA from Adineta ricciae, 298 nucleotides. The record is from the annotation of a GenBank genome assembly. NCBI's taxonomy places the organism in Eukaryota, Metazoa, Rotifera, Eurotatoria, Adinetida, Adinetidae.
AUUUGCAGAGAUGAGUGAGAAGAAAUUGAUAUUUAAUUUUUAUUAAACGAAUAGAUUGAAUUUAGUGCGUAUCAAUUAUUUGGGUAGUGUUUAUUGUACACAAGCAUGUUUACCAUCGAUGAAACGUCGAGGUACAGGUCGAAUCGUUUUUUUAUCAUCACAAGCUGGCCAAUUAGGUGUUUUUGGCUAUACGUCGUAUUGUUCAACGAAAUAUGCAUUGAAAGGUUUAGCUGAAUCACUUCAAAUGGAAUUAGAACGAGAAAAUAUUUAUAUAACAUUAGUUUUCCCACCAGAUACA